GCAAAAUAUAUCAUUUUGUGUGGUAGUGUGCAAUCUACAAGGCUCUCACUCGUUACACCCACUGUGUGUCACACCGCAGAAGAAACCCAGAAUCGCCGUCAACGGCCGAAAACCACCGCAACUUGUGACGCCAGAUGACCGAGAGAGACAAAUUUAAAAUGUCGCUUGUCGAUUACGCUUCCUCUUCAGACGACGACGUUCCGGAACCCACUGAAGAAGAACACCGUAAAAAGGAGGAGCCCCAAUCACCUCCUCUUCGUUCCAAGACUAAAUCUGGAUCUUCAUCUAACCAGCAGCUAGAAAAUAAACCACAUUCAUCUCCGCCUUCAGUGGAGAAACUUCCUGAUGCUUCUCUUCUUUUGGAUGCACCCACUGUCUCAUCUAAUCUAAUGAGUGCUAGUGACCACUUCUCUCGAGUUGCCGCAGCUCAAGCUGAAAAUGCUUCACGGAAGCGAGACUCAAAUGGAAUGGCAUCCUCUACUGUUCGUAGUAAAGUUCCCAGAGCAAACUUGCCCCAUUCAAGGAAUGUUCCAGAAACUUCUGGUAGUAUGCUAGUUCCACCUCAGAUCAGUGGAAGGAAAAAUGUUGUUACAGAAGACAUAAGCAAGCUCUUUGUAAAAAAACAACACUAACAUUCAUAUAACGUUAGAAGUUUGCAUAUUAAAAUUAAUGAUGGGUAAGAAAUGUAAACCCGAAGAUGUGGCACUUCUCCUGCUUGAAAGUGCUUGCUAUCGUAGAAAGUGUACUUGUUUAACUUUUAAGUUUGUUUACCCGUAAGUAGUACUUCGUCUAGUUGAUUAUAUUACGUUGUUAACUUACAGCUUAGCCAAGUAAAAAAAAAUGGAGCAGAAACCCGACGGGUGAUUUGCUUCACCGCAUAUUUAUUGGAUUUGCAGUUACGAUUUAGGAUUCUUGAGAAUACUAUGAAAGAUAUUUUCAUGCCUUGUUGAGGAUUUUAUAAAUAUUUUCAGGCUUGCAUGUUCUUCUUUUCGUAAGGUACAGGUUCGAGUGAUUGCAAGGAGAUACUUAUAUAAA
Molecule: messenger RNA, 1035 nt
Organism: Glycine soja
Lineage: Eukaryota; Viridiplantae; Streptophyta; Magnoliopsida; Fabales; Fabaceae
Exons: 3
Coding region: 135-632 (165 amino acids)
Source: RefSeq, a predicted model, not a curated record